Messenger RNA from Mucor velutinosus, 444 nucleotides. RefSeq lists its product as uncharacterized. Gene Ontology annotation, molecular function: large ribosomal subunit rRNA binding; structural constituent of ribosome. Gene Ontology annotation, biological process: translation. Lineage: Eukaryota; Fungi; Mucoromycota; Mucoromycetes; Mucorales; Mucoraceae. Bases 1 to 444 code for a protein of 147 amino acids. Gene Ontology annotation, cellular component: ribosome; mitochondrial large ribosomal subunit. The record is from RefSeq and is a predicted model, not a curated record. The transcript has a single exon.
AUGUCGAAAAAGACCCAAGCAGCUGAAGUCCUUGUCAAGCUUUUAGUUGGUGCUGGUAAGGCAUCACCCUCACCACCUGUUGGUCCUGCAUUGGGUGCUCGUGGUGUCAAAUCCAUGGAUUUCUGUAAACAAUUCAACGAUAAAACCAAGCACAUUGUGACAGAUACACCUUUACCUACUGUCAUCACCAUCAAGCCCGAUCGUACCUUUACAUUCGUUGUCAAAUCUCCACCCACAACAUAUUUCCUCAAGAGAGCUGCUGGUAUUACAAAGGGUGCUCAAACACCUGGUACUGAAGUCGUCGGUUCUAUCAGUUUAAAGCACAUUUACGAAAUCGCUAAAAUCAAGCAACAAGACGCCAAUUUGAAGCAUUUGUCACUGGAGAGCAUCUCUAGCAGUAUCAUUGGUGUUGCAAAGAGUGUUGGUAUUCAAGUUGUUCACUAA